Silurus meridionalis is the source of this 3605-nucleotide messenger RNA. RefSeq lists its product as uncharacterized. The coding region runs from base 586 to 2334 and encodes 582 amino acids. Lineage: Eukaryota; Metazoa; Chordata; Actinopteri; Siluriformes; Siluridae. Gene Ontology annotation, cellular component: synapse. The transcript has 8 exons. The record is from RefSeq and is a predicted model, not a curated record.
UUUCUAAUUUCCUGUCUCACUCUUUCCCUUCCCUUUUCUUAUUCACUCUUUUUCUCACUCCUCCCCCUCCAUCUGUCUCUCUGUCUGCCCCCCCUCUCAGAGUGAGGGGAUGAUGGAGGGAGUUGCUGUGUAUCUGCAGUGUUGCAGCGACAAACGUUUCCACACCUCUCACUUCAUCUUCCCCCAUACACAUGCAACACACACACACACACACACACACACACACACACACACACACAGACAGACACUUUCACUCGGAGAAAAACUGAAAGCUAGGUAGAUUGAGAAAAGAAGGAGAGAAUGCAUUGCUCUGUGCUGUGAAGAUUCGUUCCAUCUUUCUAUUCCUCCUGUAAUCUUCCUCGCUUCAGAUGAAAACAUGCAGAGCAGAAGCAUUGGAGAUGCUGCUGUUGUAGACAUCCCCAUCUAGUGACCAGAGCAAAUGGCGUCAUGGAACAGUACAAUAUCCAGAGGGUGGUCAAACAGAAGGCACAGCAAUUCUGUAAGACACUUCACAGAGAGAAAGAGAGAUAAACACCAGGAGCUGCUGUACACAUCUCCAGGAGAGCUGAUGUUAACACACACACCAUGAAGAAGAUCUACAUUGGCAAAACUGGCCUGAAGAGCUCACGGGCCGGCUGUAAGCACCAGAAGAAAAGUUCUCUACAGGAGCAGAAGGAGGAUUUGAGGAAGCGUUUGACUUUCACCACUCAGAAGCUGGAGCUGUUAGAGAGUGAGUUUGAUUCCACGAGGCAGUACCUCGAGACCGAACUGCGCCGAGCUCAAGAGGAACUCGACAAGUUCACAGAUAAACUGAGGAGAAUACAGAGCAGUUACUCAGCCUUACAGAGAAUCAAUCAGGACCUGGAGGAGAAAAUCCACCGGACUUCCCAGCAUCAUGACGAUGAAAAGCGGGCGCUCAGUCAUGAGAUUAUUGUACUUAACACACACCUGAUGGAGGCAAAGAUCACCAUCGAGAAGCUCAAAGAGGACAAUGAUUUGUACAGGAAGGACUGCACCCUGGCAGCUCAGCUCCUGCAGUGUAAUCAGUCUCAAUACAGAGCUCAACUCUCUGAGCUGCCUGCAGAUUUUCUGGAGCGUUUGAGUCUGCACGUCGAGGAUUCUUCACCCAUCUGUCGCUCACCAUAUUCCGACCCCAUUCCCUCCUCUGUGAUGGCUAACGUUUUGGAGAAACAGGAGGGAGCCUCGCGUUCCCCAAGCCCCACACGUCACGAGCUCCACGAGCCUCACAAGCACCCAGGCUUCCUGAUUGGCACUCCUGUUAGCGCAGAUGAGCGUCUGGGCCUCAGUUUGAGGAGUGUGGCUAAGUGUGACGUGUACAGCAGUGACACUGCACUAUACUGCCCAGACGAGCGGCGUCGCGAGCGCAGGCCCAGUUUCGACCUGCACCGAUUCCCCCAUUUUAAUACCUCUGUGGGUGGAGCCUCCAGCUCUUACUCCAGUUUCAGUGGGGGUGGAUCUGAAGAAAAAGGGGCUGAACCUCCUUAUAGCACCACCUCUUCACCUCAACACCAUGGAAUCUACAUGGAAUGGCGAGACGGUGUCGAGUACGAGCACAAAAGUGAUGAUUCCUGGGAAAGAGAAAGUCCGAGCGCCUUCAGUGCAUCUCACACUUACCAAAAUGGCGGCUCUCCUCUCUACAGUGGUGCAAUGUCGUGCUACAGCGAGCCGUAUGAACCCCUCCCACCAUCCACCUCGCCUAGCGUCAACUACGGUGACAGUCGGCGUGGCAGUGCGCUGGUCCCAGAAGAGGAGGAGGAGCCAGAAGAGGAGCAGGAGGUGCUGAUUGGCCGAUGGAGGCGGUUAAGUGUAGAGGAUGUCAGCGCUCACUCGUUCUGUAGUGCUGGACGUGCUUCGCCCUAUAGCUUCUCUGAGCAGCACUUCUCCGUUCGACCCGCCAAGAUCCGGCUUGGUCCUCUCUACAGCAGCUUCCAGGAGGGAAGCGAUGCCUAUCGGCACCACGGUGCCACCCUGCUGGAUCCGUUCUCCAGCACUGAUCUUCAGAAUACACACUUGUACAGCACAGAGGAUGAGAACCAGGAGGUGGAGCAGCAGGAGGCUGGACUCGAGCAAGAAUAUGAGGAUGAGGAGGUGGAUGUGAGUCCAAACAGCUCCAACGAGUCACUGGAAAUCGGGUCCAUGGAAAUUGGUGCUGAGCUGCAAUCCUUUCAGCCGGACCGGAUUAGCACCUCUCCUCAGGAAACGAGUUCUCCUUCGACUCAGGCAGCAUCACAGUACCAAACCUUCACCACUCUGGGCCUGACGAGGAAGGACAGCCUAACAAAAGCACAGCUCUAUGGUACUCUGCUCAACUGAGGACUCUGUGAGGACAUGGCUUUCUCCAGAUUAAUAUUAUUUAACACACAACAAAACUUUUUCUUUAUGAGGAGCACCUCAGUAGACCUGAGCUCCACUUUACUCUGAUCUUCUGAGGACCUGAUUUUACUUUAUCCAGUUCGGGCCACAUGUCUGAGUGCGCUACUGAGAAUUAUUUGUGUUUCUAUUGAUUUCAACCAAUCAGAACGCACCUUGGAACCUUGGAAUUAGGUUAUUAGAACUAGGGCUACACUGAUUUAUAAAAAAAGAUUUAUAAAUCUGUAAUAAAGUUGUGUAUUAAUGGAUUUGUGGCCAAACACAACUAAAUUUUCCCACCAGACUUUACAGAAGUUAUACUGUGUCUUGUUCGCAUAUGUGUGUGUGUGUGUGUGUGUGUGUGUGUGUGUGUGUGUUAAUAAACACAAAUCAGCUGUACAUUACUGAGCACGUUUACAAAUACCGCUGAUUCGCCAUUCCCACAAAAACGACAAUAUGGCGACUAGGGUGAACGAGUGCCUCCUAAAUGCAGCGGGAGCUACUGCAGCACUUCAGCUAAUACACGUCUUCCUGUUUUAGGGUGCCAUUACUUUUGGCCUAAAUGAAUGGCUUGUCUUAUUUAUAUUAGUUUCUACAUACAUUUUGGAAUCGCUUCCUUUCAGGUUUCACCGUAAAUUUAUGAGAUUUUUAUUAGUUACCAUAACAAUAAAACCCUGUAACUACACCCCCACAUCUACACCCAUAGAAACUGGACAUGCCCAAAAGCAUUACUUUAACAGUCCAGUGAGUGGCAGUGUUCCAUCAUUAUUAAUCAGACAGGUUUCUGGAUCUGGCGCUUUAGGAGGAGUCAAUAGCCCUUGGGGGGCAUGGCUAAAGCAAAUCCAAAAGCAACCAAUUGAAAGUCUUUUACUGAUAUUUUUCUCUGCUUUGGAUUAGCCGUGAGUGAGUGAAGCACAUGUUAGCGAAGGUUUCAGACCGACUUCAGUGUGAGAUCCAAUCUGAAGGUGUCUCGGUGGUGCACUCAGACUUCCCGCUGAUCCGACUGUGCGUUCUCUCCGUAUUUAUGCUCUGUGGUAUUUUUCUACAGUGGAGAUGAAGUCAUGAUGAUGUUCUGUGGUUGAUAUGAAGCUUGCUGCUUUUUUACAGGGGGUGGAGUCAGACCUGAGUUAGCUCCACCUACCAGGGUGGACUCAAAACUAGCAUCCAGGGGUGGAGACAUCGUUCAGGACGCAAAAAUGUGUUAUAACUCCAGGAUCCAGAUCGUCUCAUAGAUU